AUGUAUCCGAAAUCAUCUCCUGUCUUUGAACGACGCAAGAGUCUGAUCGGUCCGGACGAUAGCCCAUUAAUAGAGUCUAUGACCAAACCGACUAUACCUCCAUUUCCUGGCCAUGAAGCUCCGCCGUCCACAAAGAGACAGAAUAGGAGGAUGACUACAUGGGAGACUUAUAUCGACCGGUGGUGGCUCAAAGAGCUUUCGGCUUGGCUGGUGAGCCUCAGCGCAAUUUGUGCGAUUGCUGCAAUACUCCACACCUACGACGACCAGAAAGUUCCCAACUGGCAGUACAGCAUCAAUCUGUCUCGACAACAAAGUGAUUUUCACAUCACCAUCAACUCGCUUGUUUCCAUCAUCGCAACGGUGUUCAAGACAGCGUUGCUCAUUCCGGUUAUCGCCAGCAUGAGUCAGCUCAAGUGGCUGUGGUUUCAAAAACAGCAUCGUCUAAUCGAUUUCCAUUCGAUUGAAGCGGCCAACAGGGGAGGUUGGGACUCGCUUGUUCUCAUCUGGCGCCUGCGUGCGAAGUACGAAGAUUCUAAGACUGUCCCCUACUCCUUGACUGACACCAGUCUUAGACACCUUGCUUGUCUUGGAGCCCUUAUAAUCGCCCUUAGCUUCAUGCUGGACUUUUCCUUCCAGUUCUUGAUAUCUUAUCCCAGUCUACCAGUGGCAGUAGCUGCUGCGAGCAUACCGCGGACGAGCACAUACUCGGGCUGGCAGCCAGGGUAUGGAGACGGCUUAAACUCCAUCACAAAUGCUAUGCGCGGCUCGAUUCUAGCAGGCAUCUACAGUCCAGAUGCGGCUUGGCAUGUCAAGCCGACCUGCGCAACAGGUAAUUGCACAUGGGAUGCACCAUAUACUUCAUUGGCGAUCUGUGGCACAUGUGUGGACAUCUCUGACCAUUUACAAUAUUCUUGCGCAACCACUACGAUUAUCGACAGUAAUAACAACACCCAUCUGCAUGAGUAUUGUAAUUCUACCCUCCCUAAUCAGCAAGGGAUCUCCGGACUAGGAUAUCCACAGGUCGGGUUCUCCUUGGCUGACUCCGGCACCAUAAGCUCGAUGUUCAAAAGUAUGAGUCAACCGGUUACAGCAUUCACAACCACCAAAGCGGCGUGGGCAUUCAAUCGACUCGAUGAUGGUUUCGGCGGUGAAUACAGCUUCUUCAACAUCACAUCGGUGACAGCCACAGAAUGCGGAUUGUACUACUGCGUGAACAAGUACAACACGAGUGUUAAUGGCGGAGUGCUGAAAGAAUCGGUCAUCGAUACCUGGCACAACAAUUCGGCGGUCGCGGUAGAUCUGUCUAAAGGCUUGUACUACGAUAUCAUCUUGCACCCCUCUUUCUCUGAUGAAAGUGAGUCCGAGGAAAUUCCAACAUACUCUGUACUGAGGAUUUCAGCACUCGCUCUGCUUGAUCAAUUCAACAUGACAACACAGCAGUUUUGGACCGGAAACGUAACUGUGGGUCCUUCCCUGGAAGGCGAAUAUCAAUUUGGGACAAACGAUCUCGUCAAUUUUCUGUAUCCGCUCGAUCUUAACGGUAUGAACAAGAUGAUUCAAUCUCUUGCCACAUCCAUGACAGUGGAAAUUCGUACCUCAAGUAGCUCAGAAGCUACAAGUACAGGCGCAUCUAUUGGCAUAGCGUGGAAGGAUGUGCCGAUGACACGUGUCAAUUGGGCAUGGUUGAGCCUCCCUCUACUUCUAAUUGUGCUAGCCGCUGUGUUCUUGAUUUCCAUCAUGGUGAAGAGUGCGAAGUCAGGUGUGACGUUAUGGAAAGAGAGUGCAAUCGGGUCUUUUUGUCACCCGUUGACGAAAGAUGGACAAGCAAUGUUUGCGGCCGCUGCAGGCCCAAGAGAAGUGGGAAAAAUUGCACAAUCUAUCGAGGUCAGAUACCAAGAGACAGAAGAAGGUUGGAGGUUUGUACAGAAGUAG
Molecule: messenger RNA, 1932 nt
Organism: Exophiala bonariae
Lineage: Eukaryota; Fungi; Ascomycota; Eurotiomycetes; Chaetothyriales; Herpotrichiellaceae
Exons: 2
Coding region: 1-1932 (643 amino acids)
Source: RefSeq, a predicted model, not a curated record